Lycium barbarum (goji berry) is the source of this 776-nucleotide messenger RNA. Its product is annotated as histone H2AX-like. Gene Ontology annotation, molecular function: protein heterodimerization activity; DNA binding; structural constituent of chromatin. Lineage: Eukaryota; Viridiplantae; Streptophyta; Magnoliopsida; Solanales; Solanaceae. Gene Ontology annotation, cellular component: nucleosome. Bases 1 to 303 code for a protein of 100 amino acids. The transcript has 2 exons. The record is from RefSeq and is a predicted model, not a curated record.
AUGAGUUCCACAGCAGAAACAAAAUCAGUUUGGGGUAGAGGAAAAGCUAAAGGUUCAAAAAAAUCUGUAUCAAGAUCUCAAAAAUUAGGUCUCCAAUUCCCAGUUGGCCGUAUUGCUAGGUAUCUGAAAAAGGGUGGAUAUGCUCAACAUCUUGGCUCUGGUUCACCUAUCUAUCUCUCUGCAGUUCUCGAAUAUCUUGCUUCCGAGGUUCUAGAGCUUACUGGGAAUGCUGCUAGAGACAACAACAAGAACAGGAUUAUUCUGAGGUAUAUACAACUUGAAGGAUUAUUCCACCAUUGGUAGAAUAAUUGUUGAAAAUCUUAUAGAAAAUAUUUCAUCACGAACACGUGUAGAGACUUUUCUUCAUCACGAACACUUGAGGAAAAUGCUUGAUCACGAACAAUUGUAGAGAAUUCUUCGUAGCUUGAGGCAUGCCAAUGACACUGUCCUUAAGGAUAUUUCACCCGGUAUGGGUGUAUUCCCCAAGAUUCAACAAGCUCUUCUAGUACAAAAUUAGGAGCCAGAAUCUAACAAAAUUUUUAUAAAAGUAGAAAACCUAGCACUCUAAUAGAAUGAGAAAAUAAAUAAUUUUUAUUUAAGUCUCCAUCUUCAACGUGAAACAAUAAAAUUACAUAAGGAAUGAUCUGCACCAAGACUAAGAGCUCAAAUGGUCCAGAAGUAUUAUAAAAGCCAUUCAUUGCUGAAUUAUAUUCAUUAGCCAUUAAAGCUCUAUUAAUAAUAUUAUUAAUAGAAUAAAUAUGAGUAAAGAGCCAACA